AAAUGGAUCUACUGACUGCAAUCAUUUUUGUGGCUGCUUUGCUACACCAAUCUGAUGGACAGGAUUUUCAGCAUAAACAAUCAGACUUUUCCUCUCAUCGUUUUAUACUUCAAACUCAAACCCAGAUCCUUGAGCAACACAAUGAAAUACGGAGAUCUGUAAUUCCCACGGCCAGGAACAUGCUGAAGAUGAUUUGGAGUGAGGAAGCUGCCAAAAAUGCCCAGAAUUGGGCAAAUAAGUGUGAGAUGAAAAUCAGCCCAAGAGAUCAGAGAGUCAUUAAUGGUGUCCCCUGCGGUGAGAAUGUAUUACUGUCAUCUUAUGCAAGGACAUGGGCUGAAACCAUUCAAGUCUGGUACAAUCAGUCCUCUAAUUUCAAGUACGGACUUGGAGCGAUUGCGGAAAAUGUCGAUAUCAAGAGCUAUACUCAGCUAAUCUGGUACAACAGUUACCAGAUUGGAUGUGCAGCUGCCUACUGUCCUAGGAACCAGUUCAAACACUUUUAUGUUUGCCACUACUGUCCUGCAGGAAAUAAUGCAAUGCAAAUAGCUACACCUUACAAAAGCGGACCAAAAUGUGCAGACUGCCCUGGCCACUGUGACAGAGGGCUUUGCACCAACUUUUGCAAGUAUCAAGACGUCCUUCGACACUGUAGAACCAUGAAAAUCUUGCUGGGCUGUGAGCAUUCACUGGUGAAGGAGAAGUGUCCUGCUACCUGUGGAUGCACGACUCAAAUCAUGUAA
Cariama cristata (Red-legged seriema) is the source of this 740-nucleotide messenger RNA. Its product is annotated as cysteine-rich venom protein-like. The record is from RefSeq and is a predicted model, not a curated record. The annotation marks the transcript as partial. Gene Ontology annotation, cellular component: extracellular region. NCBI's taxonomy places the organism in Eukaryota, Metazoa, Chordata, Aves, Cariamiformes, Cariamidae. The transcript has 7 exons.